Molecule: messenger RNA, 1647 nt
Organism: Hydra vulgaris (swiftwater hydra)
Lineage: Eukaryota; Metazoa; Cnidaria; Hydrozoa; Anthoathecata; Hydridae
Source: RefSeq, a predicted model, not a curated record
AUGAUUUUGAUGGAGAGUGGACAUUUUUUGCUACAAGUCAUGAUACUAUUAGCUUUAAACGAACAAGAUGUUCAUAUAAAAGGCAUUUUUUCUUUUUCUGGUAUUCAAAGUUCUCAAAAUGCUCAGCAAAUUAACAUUGAUGCUUUGAAAUUUGAUGAAUUCAUUAUGUGUAAAUAUGAUGCGUUUGAUUGGAUUGGCAUGAUCAAUGAAAUUGAUAAUAUAGAGCAAGAUGUUAUGACUUUGCCUUUUCGAGGCCACAGGGAAGACUUUGCUUCUGAAAACCGUGGUAAUUUCUUGGAACUUGUCAGCCUCCUUUCAAACUCUGACCCUGUUUUAAAGGAGCACAGCAUACGACUUCAGCAAUCAUUGGAAUCAGGAUUGAUUACAGUUUCUUAUUUAUCGCCUGCAGUGCAAAAUGAGUUUAUAUCUCUUUUAGGCGAUGCUGUAAAACAAGAAUCAAUCUGUGAAAUCAAGAAAGCUAAAUUCUAUGGAAUAUUGUUUGACAGCACGCCAGAUAAAUCCCACACUGAACAAAUGAGUCAGGUCAUAAGAUAUGUGAAAAUUGACAACAGGAACGUGGAAGUGAAAGAAUCAUUUCUAGGUUUUAUUCCUCUAAGUGGGAAAAAGACAGACUCCAUAACACAGGAAAUUGUUCAGUCUCUUGAAAAGGACGGCUUGGAUUUAAAGCUUUGUCAAAGCCAAGGAUACGAUAAUGCCACGACAAUGUCUGGCAUUCAUACAGGAGUUCAAACCAGAAUUAAAGAAUUUAAUCCAAAAGCAAUAUUUGUGCCUUGUGCUAACCAUUCGCUCAAUUUAUGUGGCGCACAUGCUUUUGGUAGUGUUUCUGUAAAUCAUGCCCAAAAAUAUCUUCAAAUCGAAGGUAUUAGCUUAGAAAAGUGUGUUGUAAAGCUGAAAAGCUUGAAGACCUUUUUAGUAGAGAGUCGAGAAGUUUUAGCCCAUAAUGCUGUAGAAUAUGCGACCCAGACUUGUGCUGAAAUGAGCAUUGAUAUUGAAAGCAGAAAACGCAAGCGAGUGAAAAAGAUGAUGCGAGGAGAAAUUGCUAAAGAUGCAGGUUUAACUCUACUGGAAGAAUUGAAGCGUGCUAUGUUUGAGUGCAUUGACCACUUUCAUGUAGAAUUAGAAAAAUGUUUGACCUCGAUGAACACUGUGUAUGAAAAGUUUGCUGUUGUACACACAGGUAAUCUUUUGAAGGCAACUGAUGAAGAAAUUGUAACCUAUGCCCAUCAGUUUUCAGAAACUUUCAAUGAUGUAGAGGAGGAAGAAAUACUACCUGAAGUAAAGAGGCUGAGAAGGCAUCUGAAGGCUUCUGUCAUCAAAUUAGACAUUGCAGCUGCAUGGACAUCCUUAAAAAUGGCUCAGUUUAUCAUCGAAAUGGACUUUCGUGAAUCGUUGCCAAACGUGACUGAAGCUCUUAAACUGUUUCUAACUAUAUGUGUGUCCGUGGCUUCUUGUGAGAAGAGUUUUUCAAAAUUGAAAUUAAUUAAAAAUCUCCGCUCUGCAAUGAGCCAGUCUCGUUUGACGAGCUUGGCCAUAAUAUCAGUAGAAAACGAAAUUGCAAAACAUGUGAAUUUUGAUGAGUUAAUCAAACAAUUUGCAGAAGUCAAGGCUCGCAAGAAAGCAUUCUAA